UUUUUCCUUUGAAAGUAGAUAAAAGUCCAAGAAGUGACAAGCAUCCCUCAAGUGGGUGCACAUAUAGUCUGGAGCAUUCUUUGCUGAAGAGUGAUAGCCAUGUGAUACCAAUUUUCAGUUUCAUUCCUGACAAGAUAAUAUAUCAGGAACAGUUGGUGGAGAUGGCUGCUUAUUCUGGUGCACAGGGUCCUUCUAUUCCACCAAUGCCAUACAGUAGUAUGACACCUUACCCUCCUAUGACAAUGAACCCUUAUGGCAUGGGCAACAUGACAUGGAUGUCUCAAUGGCCAGCUGGAAUGCCUCAGCAGCCAAUUACCCUUCAAAAUCAGGAACUCCUGAAACAAUUUGGUGAUCAAUUUACCAGGUGGGAGAGUGACUUCCAGAAGUGGAAGGAGGGUAACAAGCAGCAUUCCCAUACUAAGGAAUACAAAGAUUAUGAACAACAGUGGAGCACAUGGAAGGGACAGUUGGAGGCAAAAAGAAAAAUGCUUGAAGAACAGCUUGCAAAGGAUGAGCAGGAAGCAGCUGCAGAGUUUUCUCAAGAGAACACUGCCAGCCAAAGUCAUGCUGAUAGUCAGCAAAUGUUUGAUAUACAAACUCACUCAACUGAACAUUCAGCUAGUCUUGUUUUUGGGGAUCAGCAUAAUCUUGGUGCAUCUGUAUAUAAUCCCUUUGCUCACACCAGUGCUCAAAACUUCUGUCCUGCCAAUGGGCUUCCAUCAUCUCAGUUAUUCCCAGCUGGGGCUCCAAGUAACAUCCAACAGUAUAGUGCCAUCGGGAACCAAAGUGCACCUCCUCCAUUAUUUCCAUCUGUGCCUGCACCUUAUAUUCCAAUGGGGGUACAACAGACAACACCGUCUCUCUCUUCUGCAGGAACUGAUGCACUAAUGCAACAGGACACUACUGAGUGGUCAUAUUCAGGCUCUGGAAUGCAUGAGCAGCAAGGUGGCAUGGUAGAAUAUGGACGAGGAAGCAACUUCCCUUAUGAAUCUUCAGAGAAUAGUACAACAAUAGGACCUCCAUCCAUGUACUCUGGUCCUGGAACCAGGCAGUCUCCCAGAUUUCCAACUGUUGGUUCAAACUAUCCUCAAGAGCCUUGGAAUUUUGAAACAUCUGGUAGCAACCAAUUUCAGAUACAGGGACAAGAUCAAAGUCAUUCUGCAGUGCCACCUCAUGGGCCUUCCAGAGAUAUAAGGCCAUCAUUUUCAGCACCUGCUACAAACCUAAGACAACCAAGACCACCUAUGGGUGCUGAGACAUCUUUUAAUGGCAUGAGACUACCUCAUGGAGGAACAGGUGAUAGACUACCUGGACUACGACCUCCAUUCAAUGCUGGAAGUUUUCAGGGCCCAAGGCCUCAAUUCCCUCCAAGUCAGGAUAUGCACACAACAUCCAGGGGUGCUGGAGUUCCAUUCAGUGGACCUAAUGACAGACACAAGGACAUUAGGGCUUCUAGAUUUUCUGAAGAUAACCCAGAACUUAUAAGAAGGCCACCUCAGUUUUCAAACCUUGAUUUUGAAUCAAGGGAGCCCCCAUUCCAAGGAGACAGGCCACCAAAUUUCUCUGGCAUUAGACCAUCCCCACAUCCCCAGGACAAAGACACUUGGGGGAGGGAGAGAUCUCAAGGAGGCUUUGAAGGUGAUUAUUCUGAAGGCAGACUUGAUGACAAGGAUUUCAAUAGGAGAGAAUGCCCACAAGAAUUUGGUCGAGAUGCAUCCUUCUUGGGCUUUGAUCGAGAAGGACCUCCACCUGAUUUUGGAAGAGUUCCUCGAGGCUACAGUAGUGGCCCUCCUGGUUUGGGACGAGAUGGUCCUCAAAACUUUGGCCAAUGUGGACCUCACUCUGAUGUAGAUCAAGAUGUGCCUCCUGAUAUUCAAAGAAAUGGACCUGGUUUUGGCCGAGGUGGCCCAUCAGGCUUUAGUCGAGGUGGUCCUGGUUUUAACCGAGGUGGUCCUCCUGGGUUUGGUCGAGGUGGGCCUUCUGGUUUUGGCCGAGGUGGUCCAGGUUUUGAUCGAGGUGGUCCUCCUGGGUUUGGUCGAGGCGGUCCUCCUGGUUUUGGCCGAGGCGGUCCUCCUGGUUUUGAUCGAGGUGGCCCUCCUGGUUUUGGCCGGGGUGGUCCUUCAGGUUUUGGCCGAGAUGACUUCAUGAGACGGCCGCCAAAUGAAUUCCCCAGACCUGGAUUCUCUAAUGAUUUUAUGAGCCAUGGACCACCACAUCCAACAGAAGACUUCAUGAGACGUGGCCCUCCUGGGCUGGAGAACUCUCAUGGUCAAAGCAGAGGGCCUGGUUCCUUUGAUGCACAGAGCAGGAAUUUUCCUCCACAUGAUCUUGAAAGUGAUUCUUUCAGUCAUAAUAGAUUAGGUGAAGAUUCUCUUAGGUUUCCUAAGAAUGACUUCAGGAGAGAUUUCCACCCAGAUUUUAGAGGACAGAGACCACCUAGACUGAACCCUUUACCAUUUGAUCAAAGAGGUUCCAAUGAUAUGCAACCAGAUCAACGGAAUCCCCCUAAAUCAUUCCCUGCACCAAGACCGAUGGAUGAUUGGACAUCACGUCGACCAUUUGGACCUGAUGAUUCGUCAGCUUCAUUUUCUGCAAAUGAUCCCCCUAGAGGUUCUUCGGAAGAGUCUCCAAGGGACUUCCCUCCUCAAGGUGAUAGAUGGUGUGGUCCAAAUCAACCACAUGAUGAACGACCAUGGCUGAGAGGCAAUCAGGGUUUUUCUGGUCCAAGAUUUCCUAACGACUCUCUGCGUCAGCCCCUGUUGAAUGCUCCAAGGCCUCUGAUGGGUCCUCCUGGCAUGAGACCACAGCAUGGUACAUUAGACUCAGGGCCAAGGGGUCACUUCUCAGGACAAAGACCUUUCGAACCUAGGGGAUUUUCUUCUGGUCCAAGAUUCCCACCACCACAGCCAACACCAGUAUUGACAGAACCAAUCUCAACUGAACCAAAUAUGGAGCGAAAGACUUUUGUUGCAAGAUCUGGAUGGUCCAUGCUGAUGGAGAUUAAACCUGAGCUUGAAGAAGAGAAACUCAAGGAAAAGCAAUCUACUCCUGGGACUGACACCAAGCCUGACAAUAGUAAGGGUGGACACAAGCAAGAGGAGUUAAAAACAGCAGAAAACAGAUUUGAUCAAAUGAAAGGCAGUGAUGCCAAGGAGAUUGAUGAUUUCACUGAAGAUGAUAUCAGAAUGUCAGCUGAUGACUGGGCCACAUCAAAUGAGAAUAAUACCCUGCUUCAACCACCCCUUGCUUCAGUGCCUGAAAAACCUGCAGGUGCUGAAGAAUUGAAUGUACCAGAGCCUCUGAGCAAUAGCAAGUCUGAACAGGGUAUACCAGGUCUGGGUGAUGAAAGCAUGCCCAGACCUUCUGCUGUUGAUGAUGGUAGCAAUAUGCAAUCUGAGCAGGCAGGUUUGAGCAAUCCUUCAGAAACAAAAAUCAUGUCCUCCCCUAUGCAGGACACUUCUUCUCAGGUCACAUCUCCAAGGCCCCUGCUUCUGGGUACCCUUUCUGGAGCAACACCUUCAAAAUUACCCCUCCUUGAGACUCCUUCAAAAUCAAGGCUUCAGCUACCAGAUAUCCCAUCAAGUGCAACAAAGCGACCCCUUCUAGAAACUCCUACAUCAGGAGCACAAUUGGGACCUGAAGAGAACAGCUCAGAGAUUCCCUCAAAGGUUCCUCGCCUAAUGUCACUUGCUCAGGAAUCCAAGAUCUCACUAUUGAAUGAAGAUGGCUCUGAGCGCCAAAAUAGGAACGAAGAAGAAAGAAUUUCACCCUUGAAUCAAGGAAGGCAGCAGUCAAGAUUUGAGGGGCAUGGGCAGUACCGAGGAAUGGCUUUCCGUGGUAGAGGAGGCCAUUUUGGUCGAGGUGAACCUGAAGAUUCCAGAAGACAAAGAACCAGCAUGGAAAGAGAACAUCCUUUUGAUGGCCGGGGCCCACGUUGGGAGCGUAAGCAGUAUGAUGAGAGAGAUGAACAGUUUGUGCCCCAUCCCAGGGAAUUUAGAGGAAUGGAGAGAGGAUUCAAUGAUGACUUCAACAGGCAUGAUCAUCCGCGAGAUUUCAAUGGGCCACCUGACCCAUGGAGGCAUCGGCAGCAUCCUGUUCUCAGUCCGAACCAUUUCCAUUCUCUUCAUCUUGACAGGGGGGGUAUGGACUUGUCCUUCCCGGGUGAUGCUGAAGAAGUGGUUGACUAUGGGCAUUCUGUUGUGGAUUAUGGGCAUGCCAUGACUUCGGUCGAUGCAAGCUCACGAGGGCUAUACGAACGUCGUGGGCCUCCCGAACCCAUGCUGAAUCGUGAUUGUCCUGGCAAGGACCAUUUGUUUGAUGAUCGACAUUGGGAGAGAGAUCGAUCUCCUUUCGAUCAGCGUGAUAUGCCUCCGUAUGGAGAACGAAAUUGGAGAGGGGGUCAGUCAAGAAGACGUUCCGUAGAACCAGAACGCCGAUGGGGAUGGAAUCCUGAACGAGAGCGGAAAUGGGACCGUGAUUGGGAACAAGAAAAAGACUGGGACAAAGGGAGACCCUCUACCUCAUUACGGACACCAAGCCCUACACCACCCCGACCACCUCCUCCACCUGCCAUUGAUCUUGUAGCUCCCAAGCCAGAAGCAAUUCUCAUCGAUGACCUCUUAGUUCCUCCAGGACGGAAAAAUCGACCACCUUACCUUGUUGUCAUUCUUCGUGGCCUCCCUGGUUCUGGGAAGAGCUAUGUCACCCGCCUGAUCAAGGAGAAGGAGGUGGAACAGGGUGGAACUGCUCCUCGGAUUCUAUGUCUGGAUGAUUACUUCAUGACAGAAGUUGAAGUCACAGAGGUUGAUGACAAUGGCAAAAAGGUCAAAAAGAAAAAGAUGCAGUAUGAGUAUGAAGCAGAGAUGGAGGAGGAAUAUAGAGCCAGCCUCAAACGUUCCUUUCGAAAGCAGAUAGAUGACAAAUUCUUCAAUAUUAUCAUUGUGGACUCAGUCAAUAACAAAGUUUCUCAUUUUGACACCAUGUGGUCCCAUGCGAAGCAGAAGGGGUUUGAGGUGUAUAUUGCCGAGAUGGAGAAUGAUCUCACACUGUGCAAGAAAAGAAACCCACACCAGCGAUCUCCAAAGGACAUUGAGGCCAUGGCCAGAUCUUGGGAAGAGGCCCCCUCAUACUAUCUCCGUCUUGAUGUUCGCUCACUCUUGCAGGCGGAUGCUAUUCAAGAGGUUGAGAUGACAGAGCACAAUGAUGAUGUAGAUUCAAAGAAGCCAGACAAAGAAGAGGAAGAUGAUGGAGGGAAAGAAGACGAGUCAGCGGAUCUUGGCCAGUUCAAGAGCAAGUGGGACAACAUGGAGAUGACAGGAAAGCGUCUCGAUAUCUUGGAUGGGUUAAGCCUGCAUAAACUAAAGUCCCAUGAGAAGCCACAGAGUCUUGAAGAUUGGCUCCAGCUUCCAGAUGAUUACGAGAUGCGAACAUCUAAGCCAGGGAAGAAAAGGGUGAGAUGGGCUGACAUUGAGGAGAGGAGGGAACAGAAAAGGAUGAGAGAUCUGGGCUUUGUCAUCGGACAGACCGACUGGUCACGCAUGACAGACCCAACUUUGGGAAGUUCUGCCCUCACCAAGACCAAAUACAUCUGACCUCAAUGGGUCACCUAGAUUUCCAGUAUCGUCUGAUAUCCACCUGGUGCAGUUGAAAUGCAUGGUGUGUACAUUCUCAAUUGCCUGUUUGUACGUGCAUGGAGAGUAUUAAGUUUUUAGUCUGUUUAUUCAUUGAUGAAAAACAUGAGUGAUGAAGCCAUUGAAAUUGGAUUUUAAUGGCAUUUGAAGUGAUUUGUUCAAUGUUCUGUGGGUUAUGCUAGGAACUUCAGUUAUCUGCAUAAAAGAAAAUACACUGCC
Darwinula stevensoni is the source of this 5849-nucleotide messenger RNA. NCBI's taxonomy places the organism in Eukaryota, Metazoa, Arthropoda, Ostracoda, Podocopida, Darwinulidae. The record is from the annotation of a GenBank genome assembly.